AUGCCAAAUACAUUACAUAAAUCAUAUAUUGAAAAAUCAGUAUGGAAACCAAAUUUAUUUGAUGGAAAAGUUGUAUUUGUAACAGGGGGAGCAGGUACUAUAUGUAGAGUUCAAACUGAAGCUUUAGUUUUAUUAGGAGCUAAUGCAGUUAUAUUGGGUAGAAAUGUUGAAAAAACAGAACAAGCAGCAAAAGAAAUUUCAGAAUUAAGAUCUGGUUCAAAAGUUUUAGGGUUAGGUAAUGUUGAUGUUAGAAAAAUUGAAACUUUAGUAUCUGCAGUUGAAACUACUUUAAAAGAAUUAGGUAGAAUUGAUUAUGUUAUUGCUGGUGCUGCUGGUAAUUUUUUGGCUGAUUUUAAUCAUUUAUCUGCAAAUGCUUUUAAAACAGUUGUUGAUAUUGAUUUAUUAGGUUCAUUUAAUACUGUAAAAGCUACUUUUGAACAAUUGAAAAAAAAUAAAGGUUCAGUCAUAUUUGUAAGUGCUACAUUACAUUAUACUGGUUUACCAUUUCAAUCUCAUGUAAGUGCAGCAAAAGCAGGUGUUGAUGCAAUGAUGAAUGCAAUGGCUAUUGAAUUAGGUCCAAUAGGUAUCAGAUUAAAUUGUAUUGCUCCAGGUUUAAUUGGUAAUACAGAAGGUGGUGCAAGAUUAAAUCCUCCAACAAAAGUCCCAUUACAUGAAAGAGUUCCAAUUGGUAGAAUAGGUACUACUGAAGAUAUUGCUGAUUCAACUGUUUAUUUAUUUUCACCUGCUUCUUCUUAUGUUACUGGAACUAUAAGUGUUGUUGAUGGUGGAUUGUGGCAAGUUGGUGGAAUGUUGGGUGAAUUAUAUCCUGAUGUUGUUAAAAUUCAAAUGGAAGAUCCAGAAGCUAAAUUAUAA
Lodderomyces jiufengensis is the source of this 873-nucleotide messenger RNA. RefSeq names its product Sps20p (gene SPS20). The record is from RefSeq and is a predicted model, not a curated record. Gene Ontology annotation, molecular function: 2,4-dienoyl-CoA reductase (NADPH) activity. NCBI's taxonomy places the organism in Eukaryota, Fungi, Ascomycota, Pichiomycetes, Serinales, Debaryomycetaceae. The coding region runs from base 1 to 873 and encodes 290 amino acids. The transcript has a single exon. Gene Ontology annotation, biological process: fatty acid catabolic process.